AUGGAGCCCUUCUUCUCCAGGACGCUGUCCCAGCUCGCGCCUCGGCUGCGCCAGACCUCACAUCCGACAGCAUGGCCGUACCGCAACUGUCGCGUGCCCGUCACUUCUUCGACCAGACAGGAGAGAGCCUUUACAAAUACCGCGACGAGAUGGCCCCGCGAGAAGCCCGACUCCUCCAGCGUCAAGACCGACUCUGACUCCAUACCCGCCGCCGACCUGUCACAGAAUGUCACCCAAGUGGAGCGAAGCCACUACGAUGCCGUGGAGGAGGAGAGCAAAGAGAAGCAGAUGCGCUCGCCUUGGAUGCGCGAUGGGAGUGAAAAGCCACCAGUAGCCCGCAAUAGAAGCGCUGGUGCCAUGACAAAGGGCAAGCUCCUUACAACGCCCAGUCGGAUGUUGAAGUUGAUCUUACCCCUGACGACGAGGGAUGCGAAUAAUGAUCGGAAGGAUGUUGAGCCAUUGGCGUUGCUGGUGCAUCCGCAGCAACCGCUGAGUUAUCUGGAACGGCUCAUACAGAGCGAGCUACCUGUGAUCAAGGAUGGCGAGAAGGAGAAGAUUCCGAAAGUGACCUUCCGAGCGCAGGACUCUACCGAAGAGGAUAUUUCGAGCGGCAAACCCGCAGCCGACGACCUCGAAGGCGCAGACGAGACUAUGGUGGACGGCAAGCGCGAGCGCACGGGCAAGAUCAAAUCCUCCCAAGACGACGGCCCCAUGCCCACCAAACAGCAACGCGAGCACCCCGAUGACGCCCAAUCCGCGGACCCGGAACACCCCAACUUCGUCCGCUGGUCCCCCUCCACAGAGAUAGGCGACUUCAUCCGCGACGCCGCCCGCGGCUCCGAGUUCGCCGUCGACAUCGAAGGCGCGCCCGAGAGCAUCUACAUCGGCGUCCCCUCCUUCGACGAACGCACCUUCUACCUCCGCAUGCGCCUGCGCAAAGUCUCCAAAACCAUCCUGCAGUACGCCGACCUGAAGCGCGAGUGCGAUAACCUCGCCCAACGGGGCGCGCAGCGCGUCGCGCAGGGAGGGUUUGCCGGGAUGGUGAGUUGGUGGGCGAUUGUGUACUACCUCACGUUCAAGACGGACCUGGGAUGGGACGUCAUGGAACCGGUGACCUACCUCGUCGGGCUGACGGGUUUGAUGGGCGGGUACAUGUGGUUCUUGUACCAUAACCGGGAAGCGAGCUACCGCAGCGCGAUGAACUUUACGAUUUCUCGGAGGCAGAGUAAAUUGUAUGAGCAGAAGGGGUUUAAUCUGCAGCGGUGGGAGGGAUUGGUGGAGGAGGGGAAUCGGUUGCGGAGGGAGAUUCAGAUGGUGGCGGAUGAGUAUGAUGAGGAGUGGGAUGAGCAUCAGGAUGAGGGGGACUCGAAGGUUUCCGAGGCGUUGAGGAAGGAGAGGAGGAAGAAUAAUAGGAAGGAAGGGAAGGCGGGAAAGAAGGAGGAUGGGGAUGGGGAUGAUGAUGAUUGA
This is a messenger RNA of Saxophila tyrrhenica, 1467 nucleotides long. RefSeq lists its product as uncharacterized. Gene Ontology annotation, cellular component: mitochondrial inner membrane; uniplex complex. Bases 1 to 1467 code for a protein of 488 amino acids. The transcript has a single exon. The record is from RefSeq and is a predicted model, not a curated record. NCBI's taxonomy places the organism in Eukaryota, Fungi, Ascomycota, Dothideomycetes, Mycosphaerellales, Extremaceae. Gene Ontology annotation, molecular function: calcium channel activity; uniporter activity. Gene Ontology annotation, biological process: calcium import into the mitochondrion; mitochondrial calcium ion homeostasis.